Molecule: messenger RNA, 1198 nt
Organism: Coffea eugenioides
Lineage: Eukaryota; Viridiplantae; Streptophyta; Magnoliopsida; Gentianales; Rubiaceae
Product: thaumatin-like protein 1b
Exons: 3
Coding region: 64-975 (303 amino acids)
Biological process (GO): defense response
Cellular component (GO): extracellular region
Source: RefSeq, a predicted model, not a curated record
CUCCCCCUCCAUUAAUCCUUUGGUUCAGGACUAAGAAGUAAGACUUGGACGGUUCCUUUGCUAAUGGCGAUGAAACCUUCCGUGUUACCGUUAUUGCUGCUGGUGGUCUCUUUCUUGUCUAGCUCUUUUGCCAGCACAUUUACCGUAGCAAACUACUGCCCCUUCACUAUAUGGCCCGGUACAUUAGCCGGUUCAGGGACGCCGCAGCUCCCAACCACCGGAUUCCAAUUGCAAUCGGGGCAAAGCCUGAGAAUCCCAGCUGUCCCGGGGUGGUCAGGUCGCAUUUGGGGAAGAACUGGGUGCACAUUCGACGCAUCGGGCGUGGGGUCCUGUCAAACAGGGGACUGCGGGGGAAGGCUGGAAUGCGACGGCAUGGGCGCAACGCCUCCUGCCUCGCUCUUCGAGAUAACCCUCGGCGCUGGAGAUGACAAGGAUUUCUACGACGUCAGCAUCGUCGACGGCUACAACCUGCCGCUCAUUGCGGUGCCGCAAGGAGUACUUAAUGGAAAAUGCAACGCCACUGGCUGUGUUUCCAACAUCAAUAUGGGUUGCCCUAAAGAACUUCAGGUGGUUGGUGGGGAAGACGGGGAAGGGAACGGGAGCGGGGACGUUGUUGCCUGCAAAAGUGCAUGCGGGGCAUUUGGAUCAGACCAAUACUGCUGCAGUGGAGAAUUUGCGAACCCAUCGACAUGCCGUCCAUCAUUCUAUUCCACCAUUUUCAAGAGAGCUUGUCCAAGCGCUUACAGCUACGCCUUUGACGAUGCCACCAGCACUUUUACAUGCAAGGCUUACGAUUAUGCCAUAAUCUUUUGUCCCGUGAACGGGACGAAGCAACCAAGUAUCGGUGCAUUAACAUCUCCACCCAUUCAAAGGAGCCGAAACGGGAGGGUCGUAGGGAUGGUAGCAUCUUCGUCAACUGUCCUCAGAAGACCCUUCUCUGCGCUGUUCCUUCUCAUCAUCACCUGGUAUGUCUAGACAUCCAACGCCAACGACCCCAUUCAUCCGACCAGGCUACAUACAUAUACCAAAGAUUCACAGAAAAUCUUUAGUGUAAAUUCAUCCUUGUUUGUGAUUGAAUUUGUUAGUUAAUACUCUCGUAGGUUUAUGCUAUACUCUUCUAGAAUAGAAUAUGUUGUACCAUGUACGAUUUUUACGCUAUUCUUGUGGGUGGUGCUGUACCAUGUCCAUGUAUGAUGGA